Cucumis sativus (cucumber) is the source of this 928-nucleotide messenger RNA. RefSeq lists its product as uncharacterized. The record is from RefSeq and is a predicted model, not a curated record. The transcript has a single exon. Bases 80 to 544 code for a protein of 154 amino acids. Lineage: Eukaryota; Viridiplantae; Streptophyta; Magnoliopsida; Cucurbitales; Cucurbitaceae.
CCAUUUUCUUCCCCCAUUCAUAAAAUUCAAAACAUUUUUUUUUUCCUUCAAACUUCAAAACUUUUCAUAUUUUCUCCAAAUGGGUAACAGUUUAAGAUGCUGUUUAGCUUGUGUUCUUCCUUGUGGAGCUUUAGAUUUGAUCCGAAUCGUCCAUUUAAACGGCCACGUCGAAGAAAUUGCUCAUCCGAUCACCGCCGGCGACGUCCUAAAAGCCAACCCAAAUCACGUUCUUAGUAAGCCUUCUUCACAAGGAGUUGUUCGCCGGAUUCUGAUCCUCUCCCCUGAAUCUGAGCUCAAAAGGGGAAGUAUCUAUUUCUUGAUUCCCUCCACUUCUCUGCCGGAGAAGAAAAGAAACGCUGCAACCACCCUUAAGACUCCUUCAAGAAAAGUAAAAAAUUGCACCGUCGCCGCCGUGCCCACCACCGCUGACACUGACUCUUACCUCUCCGAUGUUGUCUCCGACAAAAAACCGUCGCGGCGAGAACGACGCGGCAGCCGGGUUAUCGUAUGGCGGCCCCAUUUAGAGAGCAUUUCUGAAGACUAAACAAAUUAUACUUAACAUAUAAAAAUUUCAUUUUUGCCGACGCCGGAAUCUGAAUUUCCGGCCGGAAGCGGAGGGGUAAUUUGGGUUUUUUUCCACUUUUUUUACUGGGGGGUAAGUUUGUUAUUAAUCAUCCAGUUUUUUUUUUUUUUUUUCCGAGUUGUGAAAUCUUGAAAAGAAAAAGAGAAGACUCGGGAUUUUUACCAUUCGUUUUGAAGCGGUAAAAAAGAAAAGGAUCUGUUUAAUUUUCUCAUGGUAAAUUUGGAAGUAAAAAACAAAGAAACCAUGAGAUUUGAGAAGAAAACGUUUGGGAUUUGUAUCUACAGUGUCAUUUUAAGUUGUAAAGUGAAUAUAUAGUUUUUUCUAUCCCUAUUUAUCUUUUUUUUU